AAUUACAGAGCACUGCUCACGGUAUGGAACUGCUAAGAAUAAGUCUGUGCAGAUCUCUAAAUGUCUUUCCAGAAACAACUUAUUGAAACAAAAACCAGGAAUGAGCAGCUUUUGCUUGAAAAUAUAAAUCUCAAGAAAGAUUUGGAAACAAGACCAACUGCACAGGAAUUAAAACUUUACAAGCACCAAGUGAAGAAACUAGAGAAAACUUUAAAGAAAACUAUCAAAUCUUCAGAGAGUAGUACCGGAGAAAGAACAGAAGAAAAGAAAGAAUCUGAGAGUAUCGCAGGGGUGGAUAGGCUGCAGGCAGUUUGCCAACAGUACUUAAAGGUUUUGUCCCAUAUUGAUUCUAUCUUGCAAAGCCCAAGAGCUCCUCCGUUAAUAUACAGGCGCAGUAAAGGGCCAGUGCAAAAUUACAUUAAAGAGAAUGGACAGGAAUGUGGAUUUGAGCACCUUUCACCCACUAUAGAAAUGUGGGCAGAUCAGCUAAUGGCCCUGAAGGAUUUGCAUAGGUCCUUGAGAAAACUGUCUCUGGAAUUGGCACCCUGGCACACUGAAGAUCUACAAGACAACAGGGAGUCUAUACGAGUUGAAGACCUCCAGUUCAUAGUAGAUGCCAUUUUGGAAGAAAUAGAAAAUAAGGAAAAGAACAGCCAGACACCAUCCGUACCAACCCUGUUAGCAAUAGUCUCUCACUUCCAGAAGUUGUUUGACGUGAAUUCUCUCAGUGGCAUUUAUCCACGAAUGCAUGAGGUUUACACAAAGCUUGGGGAAAUGACCAACGCCAUGAGAAAUCUCCAGGAGCUCCUGGAACUAGACAGCUCGGCUCCACCCACUGUGGUAGUGGAUACUGUUGGGAAACUGUGUGACAUAAUUAAUGAGGACGUGACUGAGCCGGUACAGCAGCUUCUGGGGACCCAGGACGUCCACAGUAUAAUCAAUAAGUUAGAAGAACAUGAGUGCUUCUUUCCACCAUUUCAAGCUCUCAUUCAAGAUUUGCUCUGUCUUCUAGAGAUCUGUAAGCUGGAUGAUAUUUUACCUACAGUGCGAAAGUUGAAGUUGGCAGCUAGUUAAGGGUUACUCUGGUCUUCUUUAGCAAGAUCAUCUUACCUGUGACAGAACACAUUGGUGCCUAUGACAUGACAGCUACCUCUAUCCUCUAUUACCCUAACCAAAAGACUUUUAACAUAAUUAAAAGCUGCUGCAUUUUUCUUAUUUUUCUUAAUUCUUUGUCAUUUUAAGAAAAACCCACUAUAACUCCAGUCAGCCAUCCUUGAAAGAGAACUGGUAUGCUCUGUAUCAGCCCAGGAAACUGAACCCAGCCCAAGGCCAGAUGUGCUCUAACCGCUAAGCAUUCUGAAUGUUGCUGACACAGUAAGCAUGAGAUAAAGGUGCUCUAACUGCCUUAGCCAUAACAGUUCCAUCAAUGGCCUGUGUUGGUUUGCUGGACAGCCUAUUUUAAAAUGUUUACAUUUUCAGAUCAGUUUGGGAUGUGAGCAGAUUUUUACUGUGUGAGUUAUGUAUUGCUGGUUAUGGAUGGAGGCAGACUAGAUUUGUGUAAUCUAAGCCAAAUGUAUUUGAAACUUGUUUCAGGUGGUGGUUUAUGGGCUUCUGCCUAGCACAGAUUUGAAGCUAUAUAUUUCGAAAGGCAUAGAUCAAGAUCAUUAUGCAAGACAGAAGUUUAUUGUACAGAAACAAUACACCAAGCUUCCAAAAAUAGUUUUGGUAUAAUUUGCUCUGCUGUUAAGAAAGCUUACUUUACAAAAUUCUGCUGUUCCUCAGGCAGAACACUUUACUAUCAAGGUUUACAAGAUUUUGAAAUGUACUGCAAUAAAGAACAAAAUACGUUAAGGCAUCACAAACUGAAACCUUAAUGACUUGGUGAACUGAUCUCCCUCCUCUUGGAAGCUCGUUAUAUACGUAUCUGCCAAGAUACUUUUGAACAGUGGAAUAGCAAUUUCUUAGUUUCUCAAAAACCAGUUGCCAUUAGAGUCUGAAACAGGUUCUUCCAACGGCUUCUGUAGCCCUCAGAUGAAGAAUGCUGUUUAAAAUUUAUUCUGUGAGAAGUACAAGGCUUUCAUGUUAAAACAACAUGAAUCGGAUCCUGGGGAAACGAGACUGCCAAGCAAAGUAAUAACACUGAGCUGACACUCUGAAGGAUCUCCAGGCACAACACUUCCUUAAGAGGGUAUCCAUAUUUGAGGGUUCUCUGGGAGAGAGGUGCCAGAAAUAGCAAAAAUAAAGAACUCCUUAUUGAGGGGCAAUUUAUCCCAAUGUGGGGCGGUUUUGUUUGUUUGUUUGUUUUUUUUUCUGAGUAGGAUCCUUAAAUUUACAUGUCCUGAGCUGAAGACUGCUUCAGAUUUGCAGUGACUGUUCAAAACACGUUAAUUACAGGAGAUAUAUACAUUCUUACAAAGUUGAAAAAUUAGUAACUUAUGUACAUGAGAAGAAAUCAUGUUUUCUUGCUCCUACUCCUUGUCAGCUCAUACCUGCAAGACAGACACAAGUAAUUACAGUUGUUGCAGACUUUCUUUAAUGUUUUAACUGGCACAGUAGGGAGAACUUGGGCUGCUUUAUGGCCUGUGCUCCACAGGCACCAUGGCAAAGGAGCUGCGGGGACGGGGUCAGCCUUCACCAGGAACUUGGAAUGAGUCAUUUCCUCCUGCUCUGUAAUUGCCAUAUCCCUCUGUGAGGCACACAGGCAAGCAGGGCCAAGGGAACUUGGUUUUCCCACCCUGUCUGCAUGGAUGGCAGGCUUCUGGACUACCCGUGCUUCAUUUCUUGGGCUCCAUUGAAGCAGAAAGAAGGAAGAACUACCACUGUUAACUACAGACAUAGAAGGGGGAAAAAAACCAAACCUUGGUUCUCAGUCUUUGCCUCAUUCCAAUGCUUAACUGAACCACAAUGAACACACAAGCAAAAUUGCAAGUGGCUUAUUAUAAUAGUUGCUGUAAAUGCUUUGUAAUUAAAGUUUUAUCAUAUAUAUAUAUAUUGCUGAUCAGACUAUUAAUUUAGUUAAGAUCUUUAUCCAAGUUAAAAUUUGUCACAAGGUUGCUUUAAUAAACAUAAUUCUUUU
Messenger RNA from Pezoporus occidentalis (night parrot), 3076 nucleotides. It is a transcript of the gene CEP70, whose product is annotated as centrosomal protein 70. Gene Ontology annotation, molecular function: gamma-tubulin binding. The transcript has 10 exons. The coding region runs from base 61 to 1074 and encodes 337 amino acids. NCBI's taxonomy places the organism in Eukaryota, Metazoa, Chordata, Aves, Psittaciformes, Psittacidae. Gene Ontology annotation, cellular component: centrosome. Gene Ontology annotation, biological process: regulation of microtubule cytoskeleton organization; cilium assembly. The record is from RefSeq and is a predicted model, not a curated record.